ACAGUGGGGCAACGUGCACAGGUCGAGGUGGCAGCCGAGGGGCCGCCAGUGCGCCAGCAACGGCUUUCGGAGGCAGCUGUCAGGUCACUGCUGUGGUCAGGUUCUGUGGGAGAGUGGGCAGAAGGUUGGCUGCCUCGAGGCGAUGAGGUGAGGGGCCAACCAGGCAACUCCAGGCAAUGCUGAGCGUAGCCCGGCCAGGCCAUCCCACGUCCCCAGGCCACCGUGGGAAGAGUAGCUCACAGCAGGGCACUCCUGGGACCUGUGUCGGGACCAUGAGGGCUCCGGGUCCUUUUCCACGCCCCGGCUCUCCCUCCAGGGUGGAGUCCAGAUCAACUUGCAAGGGGCUGGCUGCAUGGGCUCCUCUACAUUGUAGUACACUGGCUGACCCCUGCAUCCUUCGAGUGGGCAGACCUACAGACGCACACUGCCGGGCUGUGGUUCAGGCUGGGAAGGAGCUUGGUGGCAGUGCCCCCUCCUGGCCCUGGCCGAGGUUCCGAGGCUGUGUGCCCAGCUCACGUGACCAGCAGGCCCUUGAGGGCUCUGGAACCUCGGUCUGGAGGAAGUCCUGGGCUGCACGAGGAGGCCCAGGAGCGGCCACUCUGAUGGGGAGAGGGUGGCCUCAGGCCCUAGUUGGCUGUAGUAGGGCCACAAACCAUGGCAGGUGGCAGAGGCCAGCAGGACUGGUGUCUCCCAGUCCCGAGUCCCGGGAGUAGGAGAGAGUGAGGGCAGCAGACGGAGGUCAGCAGAAGCUCCCGGAAGGGGUGAGGGGCACAGGGCUUGGUCUGGGUACGCCCUGAGGGCGGUCUGGCCCUCCGCUCAUGUGGGAAGCAGCCAGGGUGGCCUGGGAGCCCUGUCUGGCUCGAGAGGUCUCCACCUGGCUUGGGGGUGACCUGGAAAUGGGAGCUCACCUACACUUCCUUGCUGCCCUGCAGGGCAAGUGCUGUGGAGCUGCCCGCUGCAGUGCUCAGGAUGGCCCUGUCUGCUCGGGCCAGGUGAGCAGAGCCACAGCAGCGGGCAGGGCCUUGGCCGCCAGAGAGGCCGCGCUCGGGCCCAGAGUGGCCACUCGCUUCGGACCUGGAGGGAAGCAGAAGGGCCCGCUUUGGACUUUCUGCCACCCACCAGCCCAAGAAGCAUCUGAGCCUUAGAGGCUCCCUUUUGGGCUGGUGCUUCAUGGGCUGGCUCUGCUCCGUCCCUGGGUGUCCCCAUGGGUGCGAUGGGCUAUGGUCGUGCAGGCGAGUGAGCCUGAGGGGGUGGGGAAGGUGCUCUGGCCGGCGAUGUUGGGGCAGGACCGCCUCAUGUCCUGAAGUCCUGGCCUCUGUGCUCACGUGCUGUCGCCUUCUGUGCCAGCCCCUGUGGCACAAGGGCACUGCUGGCCUCGGACAGCAGGGAGCGGGGGAGGCAGGUGGCCCAGUGCCCAGGCAGCCUCGGGGACACAGGGUGGACCAGCCCUAUUAUUGGCCACCGCGGCUCCUUGGGCCUUGCCUACCCCUUCUGGAAGGGGACCCAGACCCUCCUGCUGGCCAGGAUCCCCACAUACCUCACUUGGCAAGCUGGGUGGCCCUGGGCAUUGCUGGAUAUGGCUGUACCUCUGUAUCUCCUGCCCUCAUCACUUGGUGCGAGGUCGGCAGCUGUGCACCUGCCCCAGCCCUCCCCAUCCUGGACAGCCCUGGGGCCCAGGUCCUCCGCACCAGCCUGCAGACACCCGGGCCCCUCGGCGGGGCCCGCGUGCUGAUGGUCAGGCGCUGGAGUGAGCUCUGUUUUUCUAUCUCUCUAAACAGGUCUUCACACAAUGAAUUAGAAAAGCACAGACGAGCCAGACUGAGGCUCUACCUGGAGCAGCUCAAGCAGCUGGUGCCCCUGGGCCCCGACAGCACCCGCCACACCACGCUGAGCCUCCUGAAGCGCGCCAAGACGCACAUCAAGAAACUAGAGGAGCAGGACCGCCGGGCACUGAGCAUCAAGGAGCAGCUGCAGCGUGAGCACCGCUUCCUGAAGAGGCGCCUGGAGCAGCUGUCCGUGCAGAGCCUGGAGCGCGUGCGCACGGACAGCACGGGCUCCGCCGUCUCCACGGACGACUCGGAGCAAGAAGUGGAUGUGGAGGGCAUGGAGUUUGGCCCCGGUGAGCUGGACAGUGUUGGCAGCGGCAGUGACGUGGAUGACCACUACAGCCUGCAGAGUGGCGGCUGCAGCGACGGUGGCUACGGGCCCCCAUGCCGGCGGCCUGGCUGCCCCGGCCUCUCGUAGGCCCGGUGCCCUGAGCUCCUUGGGCCGCUCGCCCACCCAGCCAAGCACGUCAACCCUCCAGCCCUCUCGAGCCGCUCCAUGGGCCCACUGCUGUGCCAUUCUGGAAGCCCCAGCCACCAAGCUGGGCUGCCCGCCUCCGCCCGCCUGCCCCUCCCAGCUGGGCAGGGACCCCGGCACGGGGCGGGCCCAGCUCCCAGGUCCCGGAGCCCAGCGUAGCCGCCCACAGUCUGUCCUCAGAUUCCUAAUCAUUCCAGAAGUAUUAAAUGUCAUUGCUGCAAACUCGGCGGGCGCCGUUUAAGGGCUUAAUGACCACUGCGGGGAGCUCGGACCCCGGCCCGGAUCCCACGAGUGGACCGAGGAAGGAAAGAAGGAAGGCUUGGUUUUCCAUCCAUCCAUCUGUCCAUCCAUCCGUUGGUCCACGUAGGCUCCUGAAGCAUGGACAGAGGGAUCCGUGAAGGGCGGGACUUGGGUGAGCACGCUGGGGCCGGAGGGCUGGGAGGGGCCUUUGCUCCUCUCGCUGUCCAGGGGCAGGGCUGGGUUCCUGGGCCGGCCAGGUCACCCCACGCCCAGCUAGGCAGCUUCUGCUCUUAGGUCCCUCAGAUGUACACGUGCACGCGCCUAGGCACGCCCACCCGCACCUGCACACACGCAGACACGCAUGGUCACCAGACUCAGAGGUCCCUGGAACCCAGAGGGCACAUGCCCCAAGGCGGCUGGCCUUCCCGGGUCACCUGGGCAAACGCUGGCCCCUGCCUGUGCCCAGCUCCCCCUCCCACCCCUGGCCACCCGCCCAGUCUGCACAAGGAAGGGGCUUCUCCCAGCAGGGACUGAGGUGCGCUGGGAGCCGGACAGGUGAGGCCACUGGGUCCUCAGGGGGCUUUCUUGUCUCCCUUUAAAAAAAUCAAAAGCCAAAAAAAAAAAAGGCUGUAUUGCCAAGCAGCCCAGAGCAGGGCUCCUGGGAAAGAGGCUUUUCCAAAAGACAGAAGAAACGUUUUUAAAGAGAGAAAACAGCUCUAAAGAUUCCCGCCAAGUGCCGUGCGCCGCCUCCAUUUCCUGUACGAGAUUUUUGUACUCUAUUUUCCUAGCGUCGUUGCGUCCUUGUUUGCUGAGGGGUGGGAGCGACCCAGCGUCUCAGGGACUCGUCCGUCUGUCACCAUCGCCCAAGUGUGCCUUGUGUCCCGUGUCUGGCCCCACCCCGACCACCACCACCAGCAUCUCCCUUGUGGCUCACGGGGUUCCCUGACCUGCCCAGCAGGUGUCCUCCUCGCCCCCCUCCCAUGGGACAGCCCGUCCAGCAGUCACCACUUCCUGAGGAUGAGAGACUGCAGGCCGGGUCAGGCAUUCGGACACCCAGAGGGAGGAGCCGCAACGCGGUCCUUGCAGGGGCCUGCUGCGUGGCCUGGCCUCCUGGUCCAGAGCCUACUAACCAGAUAAGUAGGUUCUCACCUGUGCCCAGCUUGAACCCCCCACCCCCGCCCUGGGCGAGGGUUCCUGGUCUCAGACAUGGGCAGCUGGUGAAGACGGCUCUCACCCCGGGGAUCAGGCUUGGGCACUAGGAGGCUUCUGCCUUUCGUUCUGAAGUCCCAGACCCCAGGUACCACACAGCAAUAUUUGGGUGUUGGGCUGUGGGGCUGACCCACGCAGUGUCUGCUUUCCCGUCUGGUGCAUUGUAAACAGUUUCCAGAUUGUUCUUCUUUGGUCAUGCCAACAUUCACCCCAGGGUGAGUCGCCUGAGGCAGAAAGGGGUCCCCUGAAGUAGCUCUGGCACAGAGUCUGCCCUGCAGGGGCUCAGAAUGGCAGCUGAAGAGCAGGGGGCGGGACACGGAGCGGGAGGUUGUCCUCUUGCCGGUAACCAUAAGGAAAGCUUCACUGUGGGCAUCUCCCCCCAGCUCCCCUGGGUGCCUGGGGACCCUGCCUGCUGGAGCACACCCCCCGAGUGUCGCUUGUGAGCGCCCCGCAUGCUCCGAGCAGGGCAGGAGCACCCGCGGCUGACAUGCUGCUCCAGGAGACACGGUCCAGGCCCUGGGGUGGCCUGUGUUCAGAAGUGAAGCUUCAGCUCCCCACCCCACCCCAUCUCUGGCCAGCAGAACCCCACCUGGCGACCAGCUGGGGCCCUCGGCCGACCGUCCUGGCAGCUCUACCCGUGGCUUUUCAGGCCAUGGUUCCCGUAUGGGCCGGAGAGUUGGCCUCACUGACCACCCAGGGGUGCUGUGGUCCCAGACGCCCUGCCCCCCCUGCACCAGCAGACGUGUGGGGGGGCAGCCUGGGGCCAGGGUCUGGUGCUAGGAGUUCCACGUCCGUUCCCCGUCGUCCGGCUCCCUGCCACUGCGCAGGUUGCCGUUGCUGGUGGCCGCGGGGCUGGGGCACCCUGUCGCGACCGUGGAUUGUCGGGAGCACACUCAGCUGCUAGGUCCAUAGAAAGCAAACAGGACUGGAACAGGGCCAGCGGGGUGUCAGCGCCUCUCCGUCCGCCCUCCCACGCCCCUGUGAGCCACUGUGGCACUCGGUGGCUGAGACCCUGGACCCCAGGUUCAGGUUGGGGUCUCCACACUCCAGGCCAGAGGCCGGGGAGGCUGUAGGAAGGCUGCCCCCCAGAGCCCUGGGCCGCCUCUGCAGAAUGGGCCUCGGAGGCGGGGGGUGGGGAGGGGGCCAAGCCUGCUUCCCUGAGGCUGCUGCCCGGUACCCACGGCGCCCCGAGGUCCUCGCUCCCCUUUCUGCCCCAGACAAUCCCCACCUGCGGGCGAGGCAGGCUGCCCUCACUCCGCACCCCCCGCUUCUCUCUGGGCCAGCUGACCUGGUGUCCCUUCCCCACUGCUGUGCACCCAAGACUCUGACCCUGGGCCACUUUUAGGGCACUAGGGCAGGCUCAGUGCCAGGGUCUGGGGCCACCCAGGGGGCCUGGUGUUGGCUGGGUGGGCAUAUCACAAGGUCCCCGCUGGAGGGAGACAGGCCACCCACCCUCCUGCUCGCCACCGGGAGGGACGUGCUGCACCCUCUGUCUUUGUAACGUAAAUACAGACUUUAUACCUCA
Messenger RNA from Pteropus alecto (black flying fox), 5275 nucleotides. RefSeq names its product MAX dimerization protein 4 (gene MXD4). Gene Ontology annotation, biological process: regulation of transcription by RNA polymerase II. The coding region runs from base 1171 to 2244 and encodes 357 amino acids. Gene Ontology annotation, molecular function: DNA-binding transcription factor activity, RNA polymerase II-specific; protein dimerization activity; RNA polymerase II cis-regulatory region sequence-specific DNA binding. The record is from RefSeq and is a predicted model, not a curated record. The transcript has 4 exons. Lineage: Eukaryota; Metazoa; Chordata; Mammalia; Chiroptera; Pteropodidae.